CAAAGCAGCCAUUCAGCAGUGGGAUGGAUCCUGACUACUAAAGAGGAGAGAGGGAGACUGAAAGAGCGAGAGAGAGAGAGCAAGAAAUGGGGGAGUGGUGGGAGAGAGAGAGAGAGAGAGAGAGAGAGAGGAAGCGAAAAAGAGAGUGAAAGGCUCCACACGGCAGAAUAUAAAUCUGUAUGUUAACAGGGCUAAAGCUGGAGGUCUGCAAGCGGCUUUAUGCUGGUGGGGGGUGGACAUUAACCAUCAAGAGGUGGUCUCCCCUAUUAACUGAGGAUCUGUGCAAAUAAGGAAGUGGGACCCGUGGAAGCUGCGAACGCCGGUUGUCAAGCACAGUGGUGGGUUGGUCGGAGGUCCGUGACCCUCUCAUUUUCCUAUCUGGAAGAAAAGGGAAGAGCAAAAGAGACACGAGACAAAAAGGAAGGUGCCAGCAAGAGACCAGUGAGCCGUUUCUCUCUUUAUUACCUCCAUUCACAAAACCAUUGCAUCCCAUUAUCACAGCGAUGUAGAGGCAUUCUCUCCGAUUGGAGGAGGAAGGGUCCCAUUGACUGCUUAGGCUUAGCACCACUCUCAAAACGCUAGCCCUUUUCAUUGCGGUCUCCCCCCUCAUCUGUCGCCUCUAUCCUCACGUCUGCUGUUCCCUCUGUUCUUCUCUCUUCUCUUGUCCCUUGUAUUCUUGUCCCUUUUCACACCACUCAGGAAUCAGGAGGCAUUGCGUUUUGGUAGAAGUGGGUGUUUCUGGAGCUGUCAUUGUGUUUGGUGCUGCUACAAAGGACAGCUGAGCGGAGAGUGCGCGAUACAGCUUUGGAGAUAAAAAAGCCACCUGAAAGAAAAGAGGGGGACCUGGGACUACGGGAGCCGCUGACAACCUCUGUAAGGGAAUCAAGAAGCAGCGUGGCAAACCAACACUGCCAGUUGGAUUCUGCUAUUGCUGUUGCUAAGCAAAGUCACUAACCUGAAGUUCUUGGACAGACAGUGUUGAUCAUCCCUCUACAGCCAUGAAGGGAAGCUCAGAGGAAAGCAUUGAAAGCACCAGGCCCUCAAACCUGCAGGCUUUCGCUAACAUGUCCACCCUACAUGGCAUGAGUCACAUAUUCGCCUAUGGACACAUGACAUUCCGCCGGUUCCUUUGGUCUCUUUCGUUCCUGGGCUCUCUGGGGUUGUUGAUGAUCGUCUGCAUGGACCGAGUGUCCUAUUACCUGGAGUAUCCUCACGUCACCAAGCUGGACGAGGUGGCUGCGACGAACCUCACCUUCCCGGCAGUUACCUUCUGUAACCUCAACGAGUUCCGCUUCUCCAAAAUCACCAAGAAUGACCUCUAUCACGUGGGAGAGCUGCUGGCCCUCCUCAACAAUAACUACCAGAUAGCCAACCCACACUUGGCUGAGCCCGAGGUUCUGGCCGCCCUUAAGGAUAAAGCCAACUUUCAGAACUUCAAGCCCAAACUGUUCAACAUGACUGAUUUCUACAACCGCACAGGUCAUGACAUCGGUGAGAUGCUACUGCAGUGCACCUUCCGAGGAGAGGAUUGCUACCCAGUGAAUUUCAGCACAAUUUACACACGCUACGGAAAAUGCUACACGUUCAACUCGGGAUUGGAUGGCAACCCUCUGUUGACCACGUUGAAAGGUGGCACGGGGAACGGCCUGGAGAUCAUGUUGGAUAUCCAGCAGGAUGAAUACCUCCCUGUCUGGGGAGAGACAGAUGAGACCUCCUACGAAGCAGGCAUCAAGGUUCAGAUCCACAGCCAGGAUGAGCCGCCCUUCAUUGACCAACUGGGAUUUGGUGUGGCCCCUGGUUUUCAAACUUUUGUGUCAUGUCAGCAGCAACUGCUUCAGUACCUCCCUCCGCCGUGGGGCGACUGCAAGUCGACUCCCAUAGACUCUGAGUACUUCUCCACGUACAGCAUCACCGCCUGCCGCAUCGACUGUGAGACCCGCUACCUGCUGGAGAACUGCAACUGCAGGAUGGUUCACAUGCCGGGGACUUCUACAGUUUGCACACCUGAGCAGUACAAAGACUGUGCUGAUCCGGCUUUAGACUUUUUGGUGGAGAAAGACAACGAUUACUGUGUCUGUCAGACGCCCUGCAACAUGACCCGCUACGGCAAGGAGCUGUCCAUGGUUAAGAUCCCCAGUAAGGCCUCCGCUAAGUAUCUGGCUAAGAAAUUCAACAAAACUGAGCAAUACAUUGGAGAGAACCUCAUGGUCCUGGACAUCUUUUUCGAAGCUCUGAACUACGAGAAGAUUGAGCAGAAGAAGGCCUAUGAAAUCGCGGGGCUCCUCGGUGACAUUGGAGGUCAGAUGGGGCUGUUCAUCGGAGCCAGCGUUUUAACAAUACUGGAAAUAUUUGACUACCUAUAUGAGGUGUUUAAGGACAAGGUCUUGGGUUACUUCACACGCAAGAAACGACCUCAGCGUUGCCAGAGCGACAAUCUGGAGUUUCCAGAGAACCCAACCAGCCCUGGUGUCACGCCUAAUCAUGCCCCCAGAGCACCUGUGACACCCUCCGGAGUCACUCGGACAGUCUCGGAUUCACGCCGAACAUGUUACCUCGUCACCCGACUCUAGGCAACUUCGAGGAGUUUGCCUGUUGACGACAUAAAGGAGGGGUCGGGGUCGGGGGUGGCACCAUGUGGGGGACUCGCCAGCAAACUGUGAAAUAAUUUAUGUAUUUACCAGAACAAGGGGUUGAUUGUAUAACUCAAAAUCCUAUAGUAGAGUUUAUCAAUGCCUGAAUAGAAAUAGAAUACUAUCAUCCGAAGAAAAAAAGAAAAAAAGAGAGAGAGACCACUUCCAAAACAGAACUCAGGUUUAACUGCCAUGUCAAGGCGUCAGUGUUAAUUUAUUCAUGUUUCAUUUUGUGCAAAUUGUUUUUUCUUAUCCAGUCACUUUACAAUAUACAAUCGCUGAAGAUAAUAUACGUGUCCAAAAAGGGAUUCUGACGAGUUACUGUUGUGCUAGUUCUUUCUGUACACCAGUGGAAAAAUAGAAGUCCACAUGUGGACGGUGGUGUGUGUAACUUUGCGGUUUCUUCUCGGUGUAAACGUCUCCCGCAUUUUAACCGAUGCCGUAUCCAGUGACCUUAUACCCGUCACCAGUUAGGAGAGCAGAGCCUUUUUACAAAUCUGCUCCACUUUGACGAGCUGAUUGUCGGAUGUGAAGAGAGCUGCUCCCACCGGGAUCAACGCACUGCACCAGUGUUACACGUUGCCUUUUGCUACUUGGAGGCUUUCGAGUCGAGCCUCGUGAGUUGAACAACAAAGUGUUUGGGAACAGAACAGGAACUGGAUUAUUUGUAAAUAUAAAAGGAUUGAGUUGAGACGCCGGAAGCGACCGAGCUGGAUGUGUUUUGUUAACGUUACUCACUUUUUACAUAAAGUACAUUUGAAAAAAGAGAGUCAGGAGGCAAAACAGGCUGUUGAUUGUACCUUUAUAUCUUUAUAUAGCUGAUAUGUUCAUUUUCAUUCACGUCUCUCCCAUGUUUUCGGGGAUGCUGGCGUUCAGCCGCUGUAGAAGUCGGUCCUUAUUUCACGUGGAACUCAUCAGACCAAAAACAACAAGUCAGGCGCUCUUCUGCCUUUUCUAAUAAUUCUGUUGUUUUUCUCGUCGUGUCUUAAAGGUGUUGAUCAGCACAAUGAUAGUAAUCUAUUCUCUAUUGAACAUGAGUGGGGGGGGUUUAAAUGAGGAUUGUUGCUGACGGACAGAUUCUGGCUGAUUGCAACAUGACAGCGGGAGAGUUUAUCAUGUAGGAGAGAAUUGCCUCAAAGCAUCAAAACCACCAUGCACCUCGGUUCAGUUGAUUUCUAACAGAAAUGCAUUGUACAAUUUUCCCAUUGUAUCCUCCUAUUAUUAUUAUUAUUAUUGCAGAACAUGUAAUGAGUCACAAAUAAGAGUUUGUGAUAUAUAAAUGAUCAAGUAUAAUAAACUCUAUAUUUACCCAUCUUACUCAUGUACACAACUUCUCUUCUUAUCUCUGUGUCUGUCCACUUCCUCCCUUCCUCUUGAAAACCCUUGACACCACAGUUAUGGACUUGUAGGUAGACUCACACAUCCCCGGCUAUAAAUACUUUAUUGACUUUUUCUUUUCUCUCUAACGAUGUGAAACUUUUCAAGUAUAAUGCCGACCACAGUGAGUGGUGUUCAUGAACAUUGUAGCUUUAUUACUCUGUUGUCUGUUGUGUUAGAUGACUGUUGAUGUGAAGCACAAACCCUUGGAGAUCAGCCAUCACUCGAAAAGCCAGUGACAGGACGUCUCUGGCUGUGACUACCUUUUACGGAUCGACUUUUAACUUUCCCACACUGUUGCGCACGGUGUGUGUGUUCACUGCUCCGGCGUUAUCAGGGAUAACGCGCGCUUUCCCCGAGAGGAGCCAGAGACUUUAUCCAAAUGGGAAUUUUACCUUUCAGGAAAAGAAAGCAAACAAACAAACAACAACAAAGAAAAGGGUGAAAUCAGUGGCGUUGCGUCAUGAGCAAUAAAUGCACUGGAUGAGAAAAUACCACUGUUAAAACAAAUUUGAUUUGGGAUUAUCACGACAUGGUCAACAGACGACAAGCAGCUGCUAACUGCAACACACUAACGUACGAUACACGUGAACAACAACCAUCAUCAGCCAAAAAACAGAAAGAGACACAAAAAAAUGCCAACUCACGUUACGCGAUGAUGCUGUUCUGAAGAUGCUGCAUUGCCAUGAUGAUUUUAAAGUGUGUGUGAGAGUGCGCGUGUGUAACGUUGAAACUACCGUGAACUGUUGGGGUGCCCCCCCCCGCCUUACCAGUAGAGGAACAGCAGAGUGUACGUGAACUGGCAGAAACUCAUCCGUGACCUGUGUGUGCUCAUCAAUUUCGACCGACAUUUACUGCAUAGCUAUGACCAAGUAGAAACACAAUAUCCUAUACUGUUACUAUACUGUACAGAGAUUUGAGCUAUUUUAUUCUUACAGUUCCUAAUAGUUCUAAUAGUGACCACACGGCACAGCCCCCCUGUUUCCUUCCUGCAUGACCCCUGUGUACCCCUCUAUUAUCUCUGGUCUCUGAAUGUCAUAUUAGCCGAGCUAUUCACUUUGUACUGUCCAGAGUGUAUUUCUGGAGCCAGGUGAAUUUGAGAGAGUUCUCCAUAUCGUGUGGUGCAGUUUGGGAUCUUUAUGAUUAAAAAAAGAAAAGGUUUGGGAUCAUGCAACAUUUAACUAAAGAAACUUUAGUGUGCAGAUGUAGAAAAUUACAAUAUCACAUAAUGUGGCUUCGAGGGAUAAUAGAUGUGCCUUUAAGACUGGUUCUUUCAGGAAACAUUAACAUUUCACCCACACACACGUGGGGAACUGGAUUUGCUUCAUCUGGCUCGCUGUGCAUUUUAUUGUAGAUAUGUGAUUUUAACUCUGAACUGUACAUUAAAUAGUUCAUACAAUGAA
This is a messenger RNA of Pleuronectes platessa (European plaice), 5410 nucleotides long. RefSeq names its product acid-sensing (proton-gated) ion channel 1c (gene asic1c). The record is from RefSeq and is a predicted model, not a curated record. NCBI's taxonomy places the organism in Eukaryota, Metazoa, Chordata, Actinopteri, Pleuronectiformes, Pleuronectidae. Gene Ontology annotation, biological process: sodium ion transmembrane transport. Gene Ontology annotation, cellular component: membrane. Bases 999 to 2570 code for a protein of 523 amino acids. The transcript is spliced from 12 exons.